This is a messenger RNA of Sardina pilchardus (European sardine), 1066 nucleotides long. It is a transcript of the gene wnt3a, whose product is annotated as wingless-type MMTV integration site family, member 3A. Gene Ontology annotation, cellular component: extracellular region. Lineage: Eukaryota; Metazoa; Chordata; Actinopteri; Clupeiformes; Clupeidae. Bases 8 to 1066 code for a protein of 352 amino acids. The transcript has 4 exons. Gene Ontology annotation, biological process: neuron differentiation; multicellular organism development; cell fate commitment. The record is from RefSeq and is a predicted model, not a curated record. Gene Ontology annotation, molecular function: frizzled binding; cytokine activity.
UUUAAGGAUGAUAUACCUUGGAUGUUUCCUGUUUCUCUUUGGGAUUACGCAUGUCAUGGCAAGUUAUCCAAUCUGGUGGUCCCUGGCGGUGGGCCACCAGUACUCGUCGCUGGGCACUCAGCCCAUCCUGUGCGGCAGCAUCCCCGGCCUGGUGCCCAAGCAGCUGCGCUUCUGCCGCAACUACGUGGAGAUCAUGCCCAGCGUGGCCGAGGGCGUGAAGAUCGGCAUCCAGGAGUGCCAGCAUCAGUUCCGCGGCCGGCGCUGGAACUGCACUACCAUCAACGACAACCUGGCCAUCUUUGGACCGGUGCUCGACAAAGCCACCAGAGAGUCUGCCUUUGUGCACGCCAUCGCCUCUGCCGGGGUGGCCUUCGCCGUGACGCGCUCCUGCGCCGAGGGCUCGGCCACCAUCUGCGGCUGUGACACGCGGCACAAGGGCCCGCCCGGCGAGGGCUGGAAGUGGGGAGGCUGCAGCGAGGACGUGGAGUUCGGCAGCAUGGUGUCCCGGGAGUUCGCCGACGCCCGGGAGAACCGGCCAGACGCGCGCUCGGCCAUGAACCGGCAGAACAACGAAGCUGGACGGGUGUCCAUCACUGACCACAUGUACCUGAAGUGCAAGUGCCACGGCCUGUCGGGCAGCUGUGAGGUGAAGACCUGCUGGUGGUCCCAGCCGGACUUCCGGGUGAUCGGCGACUACAUGAAGGACAAGUACGACAGUGCCUCGGAGAUGGUGGUGGAGAAGCACCGGGAGUCGCGCGGCUGGGUGGAGACCCUGCGGCCCAAGUACACCUUCUUCAAGCCGCCCACCGACCGCGACCUGGUCUACUACGAGAACUCGCCCAACUUCUGCGAGCCCAACCCGGAGACGGGCUCCUUCGGCACGAGGGACCGCGUCUGCAACCUGACCUCGCACGGCAUCGACGGCUGCGACCUGCUCUGCUGCGGCCGCGGCCACAACACCCGGACAGAGAAGCGCAAGGAGAAGUGCCACUGCGUCUUCCACUGGUGCUGCUACGUCAGCUGCCAGGAGUGCGUGCGCAUCGUCGACGUCCACACCUGCAAAUAA